Messenger RNA from Gracilinanus agilis (Agile Gracile Mouse Opossum), 3478 nucleotides. RefSeq names its product exosome component 10 (gene EXOSC10). Gene Ontology annotation, cellular component: nuclear exosome (RNase complex); nucleolus. Bases 1 to 2685 code for a protein of 894 amino acids. Gene Ontology annotation, biological process: poly(A)-dependent snoRNA 3'-end processing; nuclear polyadenylation-dependent snRNA catabolic process; nuclear polyadenylation-dependent CUT catabolic process. The transcript has 25 exons. Gene Ontology annotation, molecular function: nucleic acid binding; 3'-5'-RNA exonuclease activity; nucleotide binding. The record is from RefSeq and is a predicted model, not a curated record. Lineage: Eukaryota; Metazoa; Chordata; Mammalia; Didelphimorphia; Didelphidae.
AUGGCUGCUCCCAGCGUUAAGGGAGCGAGACCCGGACCUGAAGUGGCGGUGGCGGCGGUGGCGGCGGUGGCGGCGGCGGCGGCCGAGCCCAGCGGGAUGAUGGUGCUGCCGGGGUUCAAGGACGCGGAUAGCUUCGUAAAGUUUGCUCUUGGAUCUGUGCUGGCUGCUACUAAAGCUUCCAAUGGGCUGCCACAGGCUGGAGAUGAAUAUGAUUUUUACCGAAGUUUUCCUGGCUUUCGGGCAUUUUGUGAAACUCAAGGAGACAGGUUACUUCAAUGUAUGAGCAAGGUCAUGCAGUACCACGGCUGUCGUAGCCACAUUAAGGACCGGAGUAAAGUGACUGAAUUGGAGGACAAGUUUGAUUUGCUGGUUGAUUCCAAUGAUGUUAUUCUUGAAAGAGUUGGUAUUCUCUUGGAUGAAGCAUCGGGAUUAAACAAGAAUCAGCAGCCUAUCCUCCCCGCUGGAAUGCAGGUCCCUCAAACAAUUGUGUCUAGCUGGAAUCGUAAGGCUGGGGAAUAUAACAAGAAAAAACAGUCUGAAACUUUCCGACUGCUUCAUGCCAAGAACAUCAUUCGACCUCAGCUCAAGUUUCGAGAAAAGGUGGAUAAUUCCAACACACCAUUUGUCCCCAAAAUCUUCAUCAAGCCAAAUGCUCAGAAACCCCUGGCUCAGGCACUCACCAAAGAAAGGCGGGAGCGCCAGGAACGCCCUGAGGAUUUGGACGUGCCACCUGCCCUGGCAGAUUUUCUCUAUCAACAGAGAACUCAGCAGAUUGAGCAGGAUAUGUUUGCUCAUCCCUAUCAGUAUGAACUGGAUCACUUUGCCAUACCAGAUGAAGUCCUUCAGAAGCCACAGAUUCAGAUGUACAAACCUAUAGGAGAAACACCCUGCCAUUUUGUAACCACUCUCGACGCACUCGUGGAACUCAAUGAAAAACUCCUGAGUUGUAAAGACUUUGGUGUAGAUUUGGAGCACCACUCUUAUAGGAGCUUCCUAGGUUUGACAUGCCUCAUGCAGAUUUCAACCCGAACCGAAGACUUCAUUAUUGAUACCCUGGAACUUCGAAGUGACCUAUAUAUUCUCAAUGAGAGCUUCACAGAUCCAUCCAUUGUUAAGGUCUUCCAUGGUGCUGAUAUGGACAUCGAAUGGCUGCAGAAAGACUUUGGGCUGUAUGUGGUGAACAUGUUUGAUACCCACCAAGCAGCUCGCAUCCUUAACCUUGGCAGACACUCACUGGAUCACUUACUGAAACUCUAUUGCAAUGUGGAAUCAAACAAGCAGUAUCAAUUGGCUGACUGGAGGAUAAGACCUUUACCUGAGGAAAUGUUUAACUACGCACGCCAUGAUACUCAUUACCUCCUCUACAUUUAUGAUAAGAUGCGCUCAGAUCUGUGGGACCGAGCAAAUGGGCAGCCAGCUCAGUUGCAGGUUGUGUGGCAGCGGAGCAAGGACAUUUGCCUCAAGAGGUUCAUCAAACCGAUAUUCCUGGAAGAUUCUUACCUGGAGCUGUAUAGAAAGCAGAAGAAGCACCUCAACACCCAGCAGCUCACAGCCUUUCAGUUGCUUUAUUCUUGGAGGGAUAGAACAGCCCGGAGGGAGGAUGAGAGUUAUGGCUAUGUCCUACCCAAUCACAUGAUGCUGAAGAUAGCUGAAGAGCUGCCCAAGGAACCUCAGGGCAUUAUUGCUUGCUGCAACCCCGUACCUCCUCUCGUGCGGCAGCAAAUAAACGAAAUGCACCUUCUCAUCCAGCAGGCCCGAGAGAUGCCUCUGCUCAAGUCUGAAGUUGCAUCUGGAGUGAAGAAGAACAGACCCCAGCCUGCUCCUGAGAGAAUAGAAAAUGCCUUAUUUGGCCCUCAUGAUUAUUCCCGGGCUCCUCCAGAUGAUUAUCUAAAUGUUGCAGCAACAGGACCUGCGCCACUUCAGAAGAGGGCAGCCCUCUUCUCUGACAAAAAUGAAAAUGAAACCAUGUCAGAUGUUGGCUGCCUUAUUGCGACUGCUGUCAUCACAUUAUUCAGUGAGCCUAGUGCUGGUGAAGAGAAUGAAGGGAGGCUGACCGUGGCCCAGAAGAAGGCCCAGAGCAUCAUGGAGUCCUUUGAAAAUCCAUUCAGGAUGUAUCUGCCCUCAGAAGAGAACCACGCUUAUGUCUCACAGUCAGCAAAGUUUGACCCAAUGUCGAAAAUCUAUGAAAUCAGCAAUCGUUGGAAGCUGGCAAGCCAGGUACAGAUCAAAAAAGAAGCCCAGGAAACGCUCAGAAAAAAAGCCGAGCAGACAGCUGCCCGGGAACAGGCCAAGGAAGAAUAUAAAGCAGCCUCCCAGCAGGUCAUCUCAGUCCGGCAGCAGGCUGUGCUAGAAAAUGCUACUAAGAAGAGGGAAAGGAUGGGGAGUGAGCCAGGGACCCCGGAGCCAAAACAAGAGAAGAAAAGGCUCAAAGCAUCCCAGCCCCCCCAAGAGCAGGAGCCGCCUAAGGAGUUCACCCCCUAUGACUACAGCAAGUCGGACUUCAAAGCCUUUUCUGGAAACAGCAAGCCCAAGCCAUCCGCUCAGUUUGAUCCAAAUAAGCAGGACCCGCCUGGCAAGAAAUGUGCUACUGUGGGCAAACCGAAGCAGCCGGCAGGGAACAGGAGCAAAUCUUUCGUGACUGGAAAAUCAGAGAGAGGCUUCAGGUACAGCUGGCCCAAGAGAUAGUGUUUGUGGCCCAGAGAAGAGAAGAGGAGCGCCUGGGAGAGGCCCAGGGAGAGAGCUGCCCGCAGGGCACGGAGGGCCUGUUCUGUCUGGACCCCUUGUUGAAAUAUUAAACAAAGAAUUCUUACUGGAAGGAAGCCCGUCUUCUCCUUUCAUUGUCAGCAGAGACUUCCGGAAACUCUCUGGCGUGGACGUAGUGGGGGUUGGCCAGACCCCCAUCCCCACAGCACGCUUUGCUGCCUGGGAGGAGGGGGGGCCUCGCCGAGCCACGGCCGGGCUCUGGCGUUGGUGCCCGUGAAGCCCCUCCUCUGUCCGCGCCCCUGGGCAGCCAUCGAGGCUCGGGAGACCCACCUGUGGCGGCCCCCUCGCGCUCCGGGCCUGCCUCGGCACACAGCGCUUCUCACCCUGAUCCAGAAGACCCAGCACGGGGCCUCUUAGGAGGGGACGAGGGGCCCUGUGGUGGUCCUGCCUGGGCCACCUGCCACGGGAGGGCGCCUGCGGGCUUCGGGCCCCGCUUCUGCCCACUCGGCGGCCCUCACCUCGCAGGAGUUUCCUGAACUGUUGGCUUCCCGGGCACUCUGCCGGCUUUUCUGUCAGACCUGUACUUGUAAGGCGUGCUUUUGUACCCGUUUUUCUAAGAGGAAAGAUGGGCCGCGACCCGGGCCCUGCUCUCACCCAGCUCCCGCCGCCCCGGAACCUCUUGUACCUGACUGUCAGAAGCGCUGGCCGCAGUGCUUGGACUGGUAGCGGAACCACAUUGGUUCCAUCAUUUAAUAAAACGCUUUUUCAAAACGUA